UGUGAACGAGAACUCGAGAACAACUGAAAAGUAAAAAUUUUUACAAUUUGUAUUAAAUAGUCAAUUUUAUUUGUUAGCAUAUUGUGUAAUUAUGGAAGCCGCAGAAGAUAUAAAAGAUUUCAAAGUUGAAAUUAAAGAGGAGCAGGAGGAAUAUGAUUUGGAAUCGAGUAAAUCUAUCAGUCAGCUAUCUACAGAAAUUGAAAUUGAAGAUGUUAAGAAUGAAACCAAGGAUGAGUCAGGGUUUUCCCAGAACGGAAUGGAAAUAAUGAAAACUAAACUGGCAUGCCCUACAGAACAACAAAAUGCAACCACUGAAGAAACAACAGUAAAGAAUUCUACAUGUAAAUGUAAAAUUUGUUUUAAGCAAUUUCACUACAAAAGUUCUUUGAAUCGACAUAUAAAAACGCACUCUAGCGAAAAGCCUUACAAGUGUGACAUUUGUUUAAAACAAUUUACUGCAAAAAGUGAUUUGAAAAUACACUUGAGAGUGCACACUGGAGAAAAGCCUUACAGGUGUGAAAUCUGUUUUAAGCAGUUCAGUCGAGCAGGGCAUUUGAAAGUACAUUUGAGAGUUCACACUGGAGAAAGACCUCACAAGUGUGAAAUCUGUUUUAAGCAAUUUAGUGAAGCAGGUGAUUUGAAAAGACAUUUGAGAGUGCACACUGGAGAAAAACCUUACAAGUGUGAAAUCUGUUUUAACCAGUUCCGUCGCACAGGACAUUUGAAAGUACAUUUGAGAGUGCACACUGGAGAAAAACCUCACGAGUGUGAAAUUUGUUUUAAGCAGUUUACUCGAGCAAGUCAUUUGAAAGUUCAUUUGAGGUUGCACACCGGGGAAAAGCCUUACCAGUGUGAAGUUUGUUUUAAACAGUUUACUCAUAAAAUUUCUUUAGAUGAACAUACAAAAGGUCACACUGGAGAAAAGCCUCAUAAAGGUUCUCCUCCUUCCAGAUCUUCCUUUUCGUUGGGUUUUUCCCAGAACGGAAUGGAAAUCAUGAAAACUGAACUGGCAUGCCCUACACUACAACAAAAUGCAACCACUGAAGAAACAACAGUAAAGAAUGCUACAUGUAAAUGUAAAAUUUGUUUUAAGCAAUUUAACUACAUAGGUUCUUUGAAACGACAUAUAAAAACGCACACUAAAGAAAGGCUUUACAAGUGUGACAUUUGUUUGAAGCGGUUUUCUCAGAAACAUAAUUUGAAAACACAUUCGAGAGUGCACAAUGGAGAAAAGCCAUAUGGGUGUGAAAUUUGUUUUAAGCAGUUUACUCAGGCACACGAUUUGAAAAGACAUUUGCGAGUGCACACUGGAGAAUCGCCUUACAAGUGUGACAUUUGUCUUAAACAGUUUACUCGAGCAAGUCAUUUGAAAGUUCAUUUGAGGGUGCAUACUGGAGAAAAGCCUUACAAGUGCAAAUUUUGUUUUAAGCAGUUUGUUCAGAAAAGUCAAGUGGAAAGACAUUUGAGAGUGCACACUGGAGAAAGGCCUUACAAGUGUGAGAUUUGCUUUAGACUGUUUAUUCAAGCAUACGAUUUGAAACUUCAUUUGAAAGUGCACACUGGAGAAUUACCUUACAAGUGUGAAAUUUGUUUUAAAGCAGUUUAGUCAAAUAUGCCAUUUGAAAUCACAUACGAAAGUUCACACUGGAGAAAAGCCUUACAAGUGUGAAAUUUGUUUUAAGCAGUUUGCGCGAAAAAAUGAAUUGAAAAGACAUUUAAGGGUGCACACUGGAGAAACACCGUACAGGUGUGACAUUUGUUUUAAGCGAUUUCGUCAAGCAGGUGAUUUACAAAGACAUUUAACGGUGCACACUGAAGAGAAGCCGUACAAGUGUGAAACUUGUUUUAAGCAGUUCACUCGAAAAAAUUAUUUAGAUGAACAUACGAAAGUUCACACUGGAGAAUAUCCUCACAAGUGUGAAAUUUGUUUUAAACAGUUUACUCGAAAAAGUGGUUUGAAAAUACAUUUAAGGGUACACACGAAGGAGGAAUCACCUCACAAGUGUGAAAUUUGUUUUAAGCCGUUUAUUCAAUCAUGUGAUUUGAAAAGGCAUUUGACAAUGCACACUGGAGAAAAGCCUUACAAGUGUGAAAUUUGUUUUAAGCUGUUUUCUCAGAAAGUUAACUUGAAUAGACAUUUGAAAUUGCACACUGGAGAAAAACCUCAUAAGUGUGAAAUUUGUUUUAAGCAGUUUAGUCAAGCAGGUCAUUUAAAAGAGCAUUUAAAAGUACACACUGGAGAAAAACCUCACAAGUGUGAAAUUUGUUUUAAGCAGUUUAGUCAAGCAGGUCAUUUGAAAGAACAUUUGAGAGUACACACUGGAGAAAAACCUCACAAGUGUGAAAUUUGUUUUAAGCAGUUUAGCGAAGCAAGUAAUUUGAAAAAACAUUUGAGAGUGCACACUGGAGAAAAACCUUAUAAGUGUGAAAUUUGUUUUAAGCAAUUUACGGAAAGAGGUAGUUUGAAGAGUCACUUGAGAAUACAUUGUGCAUAAAAUCCCAUAUAUACAAAACCUAUUCUCAGACAAUAGAACAAUAAAUAUUGAUAGACAAACAAACAUCGAAAAUACCGACUUGCCCAUCUUAACAUCAGAAAUAAAAUACGCCUUAAAAAAUAUGAAAACCGGAACAGCCUCUGGACCUGACUAUGUUCAUAGUGAAAUUAUUACAACUUUUGGAAGAAGACAAUUUAGAACUAUUGUCAAGACUCUUGAACAGUAUAUACAAGAGUGGUACAUUUCCACAAGAUUGGUUAACGUCUACGUUUGUACCUAUACCUAAAUCAAACUACGCAAAAAAAUGUAACGACUUUCGAUUAAUAAGUCUCAUGCCACAUAUCUCAUGUCUCACCCAGAUGGGUCCGGAACAAUUUGGCUUUCGAAACGGCUCGAGAAGCUUUGUUCAGUUUCAUUGUUCUCAUGUAAAAGUGUCGGGAUCAACAAAAAGAUGUCUACUUGUGCUUUAUAGACUAUGAAAAGGCUUUUGACAAAGUCAAACAUGAUCAGCUAAUAGGAUGCUUGCAAAAAAAGAACCUGGAUCCAAACGACAUUAAUACAAUACGUGAACUUUACUGGAAUCAAAACGCCUCUGUUAGAGCCGAAAUGGGUGAUACAGAAACUAUAAGCAUCCAAAGAGGAGUUAGACAAGGUUGUAUAUUAUCAGUGGCGGCUGGUCAGAGGAGGCAAGGGAACCUUCGCUAAGAAGACGGCACCCAAAGAAAUAAAAUCCCAGUAAAAAGCUUAAAAUGCAUAAAGGCCGGCGCCCACUAAUACGGAACGGACCAUAUCGAUCGGAAUUUUAAUAUUUUUGUGUAUUCAAAUGACUCAGCGCCUACUUUACGGAAUCGUAGAACAUCGCUUCACACCGCAACGCACCGAUAUAUCGGAAGAGAAUUCUUUUGCUGUUCGCCGUAGUGCAGUGUAGCGAUUCGAUACCCAGUGUAGGUAUAGUUAGCGCUUCCACAACGGUCCGUCCGUUGUAGAAGAAAACAAACCGAAAAAUAUGUACGUGGGUGGUCCAAAGGUUGUCUUUCUUUUAAUGUAAGCGGAUAUUAGUCGAUGCUGAAUUCAAUGUGUUGCUGUCGGAUAAGUAUCAUUAUAAUAAAUAAUGGUACAUGUAAGUUUUCAAAGAAAGCAUAGUACCUAUGAUUUUUAAAGUGAAAUAAUUAAAUGUAUUUUGUUUUGUUAGAUCAGUUUUUAUAAUAGACCAGAUUAUGAUGAUCGUCCGUCGAUGAUCCGAACGUUCGCUAGUCCGAACGCAAAAAAAUUAUAAAGUUAAAAAAUAUGAUCGCGGACCGAAUUUUUGGAUUUAAUAUGACAAUAUGGGUAAAAUAUGACCGCGAAUUUUUGUUUUAUUUAUGCAGAAAUACAUACAAUAUAUUUGUUUAUUAUGCAGGUGUUUUAUUCCUUGUAACUAAAGCGUAUGUAUGCACUAUGUUUAUGAGCUUUGUAUGUAUUUUGAACAUAUGUUCGAUAAUCCGAACUACCCCUGUACCAAUUAGUUCGGAUUAUCGACGCUCUACUGUAUCGAUAAAAUUUGUUUUGAUGGUCGAUUAGAUCAAGGAAUAAAGUAGCAAAUUCCC
Messenger RNA from Diabrotica virgifera virgifera (western corn rootworm), 4081 nucleotides. RefSeq names its product zinc finger protein 271-like. Bases 92 to 1606 code for a protein of 504 amino acids. Gene Ontology annotation, cellular component: nucleus. The transcript has 4 exons. NCBI's taxonomy places the organism in Eukaryota, Metazoa, Arthropoda, Insecta, Coleoptera, Chrysomelidae. The record is from RefSeq and is a predicted model, not a curated record.